Molecule: messenger RNA, 6957 nt
Organism: Odobenus rosmarus divergens (Pacific walrus)
Lineage: Eukaryota; Metazoa; Chordata; Mammalia; Carnivora; Odobenidae
Gene: CACNA1C
Product: calcium channel, voltage-dependent, L type, alpha 1C subunit
Exons: 49
Coding region: 1-6573 (2190 amino acids)
Biological process (GO): calcium ion import across plasma membrane
Cellular component (GO): membrane; voltage-gated calcium channel complex
Molecular function (GO): high voltage-gated calcium channel activity
Source: RefSeq, a predicted model, not a curated record
AUGGUCAAUGAGAACACGAGGAUGUACAUUCCAGAGGAAAACCAUCAAGGUUCCAACUAUGGGAGCCCGCGCCCUGCUCAUGCCAACAUGAAUGCCAAUGCUGCUGCAGGGCUCGCCCCUGAGCACAUCCCUACACCGGGGGCGGCCUUGUCCUGGCAGGCGGCCAUCGACGCGGCCCGGCAGGCCAAGCUGAUGGGGAGCGCCGGCAACGCGACCAUCUCCACGGUCAGCUCCACACAGCGGAAGCGGCAGCAGUACGGGAAACCCAAGAAGCAGGGCAGCACGACGGCCACGCGCCCGCCCCGUGCCCUGCUCUGCCUGACUCUGAAGAACCCCAUCCGGAGGGCAUGCAUCAGCAUCGUCGAAUGGAAAUAUCCUUUACCAUUUGAAAUAAUUAUUUUACUGACUAUUUUUGCCAAUUGUGUGGCCUUAGCGAUCUAUAUUCCCUUUCCAGAAGAUGACUCCAACGCCACCAAUUCCAACCUGGAACGAGUGGAAUAUCUCUUUCUCAUAAUUUUUACUGUGGAAGCAUUUUUAAAAGUAAUAGCCUAUGGACUUCUCUUUCACCCCAACGCUUACCUCCGCAAUGGUUGGAAUUUACUAGAUUUUAUAAUUGUGGUUGUAGGGCUUUUUAGUGCAAUUUUAGAACAAGCAACCAAAGCCGACGGGGCAAAUGCUCUGGGAGGGAAAGGAGCUGGAUUUGACGUGAAGGCACUGAGGGCAUUCCGUGUGCUGCGUCCCUUGCGCCUGGUGUCUGGAGUCCCAAGUCUCCAGGUGGUUCUGAAUUCCAUUAUCAAGGCCAUGGUGCCCCUGCUGCAUAUUGCCCUGCUAGUGCUGUUUGUCAUCAUCAUCUAUGCUAUCAUCGGCCUGGAGCUCUUCAUGGGGAAGAUGCAUAAGACCUGCUACAACCAGGAGGGCAUAGCAGAUGUACCAGCAGAAGAUGAUCCUUCCCCUUGUGCUCUGGAGACAGGCCAUGGGCGGCAGUGUCAGAACGGCACUGUGUGCAAGCCCGGGUGGGACGGGCCCAAGCACGGCAUCACCAACUUCGACAAUUUUGCCUUCGCCAUGUUGACGGUGUUCCAGUGCAUCACCAUGGAGGGCUGGACAGACGUGCUGUACUGGGUCAAUGAUGCCGUAGGAAGGGACUGGCCCUGGAUCUAUUUUGUUACACUAAUCAUCAUAGGGUCAUUUUUUGUACUUAACUUGGUUCUCGGUGUUCUUAGCGGAGAGUUUUCCAAAGAAAGGGAGAAGGCCAAGGCUCGGGGAGAUUUCCAGAAGCUUCGAGAGAAGCAGCAGCUGGAAGAGGACCUGAAGGGCUACCUGGACUGGAUCACCCAGGCAGAGGACAUCGACCCCGAGAAUGAGGAUGAAGGCAUGGAUGAGGAGAAGCCCCGAAACAUGAGCAUGCCCACAAGCGAGACCGAGUCUGUCAACACCGAAAACGUGGCUGGAGGUGACAUCGAGGGAGAGAACUGCGGGGCCAGGCUGGCCCACCGGAUUUCCAAAUCAAAGUUCAGCCGCUACUGGCGCCGGUGGAACCGGUUCUGCAGAAGAAAGUGUCGUGCUGCAGUCAAGUCUAAUGUCUUCUACUGGCUUGUGAUCUUCCUGGUGUUCCUCAACACGCUCACCAUCGCCUCGGAACACUACAACCAGCCCCACUGGCUCACAGAGGUGCAAGACACGGCCAACAAGGCACUGCUGGCCCUUUUCACCGCAGAGAUGCUGCUGAAAAUGUACAGCCUAGGCCUGCAGGCCUACUUUGUGUCCCUCUUCAACCGCUUCGACUGCUUCAUCGUGUGCGGGGGCAUCCUGGAGACCAUCCUGGUGGAGACCAAGAUCAUGUCUCCCUUGGGCAUCUCUGUGCUGAGAUGUGUCCGGCUGCUGCGGAUAUUUAAAAUCACAAGGUACUGGAAUUCCUUAAGCAAUCUGGUGGCAUCCUUGCUGAAUUCUGUACGCUCCAUUGCCUCCCUGCUGCUGCUCCUCUUCCUCUUCAUCAUCAUCUUCUCCCUCCUGGGGAUGCAGCUCUUUGGGGGAAAGUUCAACUUUGAUGAAAUGCAGACCCGGAGAAGCACAUUUGAUAACUUUCCCCAGUCCCUCCUCACUGUGUUUCAGAUCCUGACCGGGGAGGACUGGAAUUCGGUGAUGUAUGAUGGGAUCAUGGCUUAUGGCGGCCCCUCUUUUCCAGGGAUGUUAGUCUGUAUUUACUUCAUCAUCCUCUUCAUCUGUGGAAACUAUAUCCUACUGAAUGUGUUCUUGGCCAUUGCUGUGGACAACCUGGCUGAUGCUGAGAGCCUCACAUCUGCCCAAAAGGAGGAGGAAGAAGAGAAGGAGAGAAAGAAGCUGGCCAGGACUGCCAGCCCAGAGAAGAAACAAGAGGUGGUGGAGAAGCCAGCAGUGGAGGAGACCAAGGAGGAGAAAAUUGAACUGAAAUCCAUUACAGCUGAUGGAGAGUCCCCACCCACCACCAAGAUCAACAUGGAUGACCUCCAGCCCAAUGAAAAUGAGGAUAAGAGUCCCUACCCAAACCCAGAAAAUACAGGAGAAGAGGAUGAGGAGGAGCCUGAGAUGCCUGUGGGCCCCCGCCCACGACCACUCUCUGAGCUGCACCUUAAGGAAAAGGCAGUGCCCAUGCCAGAAGCCAGUGCGUUUUUCAUCUUCAGCCCCAACAACAGAUUUCGCCUCCAGUGUCACCGCAUCGUCAAUGACACGAUCUUCACCAACCUGAUCCUCUUCUUCAUUCUGCUCAGCAGCAUUUCCCUGGCAGCUGAGGACCCCGUCCAGCACACCUCCUUCAGGAACCAUAUUCUGUUUUAUUUUGACAUUGUUUUCACUACCAUUUUCACCAUUGAAAUUGCUCUGAAGAUCCUAGGCAAUGCAGACUAUGUCUUCACUAGUAUCUUUACAUUAGAAAUUAUCCUUAAGAUGACUGCUUAUGGGGCUUUCCUACACAAGGGCUCUUUUUGCCGAAACUACUUCAACAUCUUGGACCUGCUGGUGGUCAGCGUGUCCCUCAUUUCCUUUGGCAUCCAGUCCAGCGCAAUCAACGUGGUGAAGAUCUUACGAGUCCUGCGUGUCCUCAGGCCCCUGAGAGCCAUCAACAGGGCCAAGGGGCUAAAGCACGUGGUUCAGUGCGUGUUUGUUGCCAUCCGGACCAUCGGGAACAUCGUGAUUGUCACCACGCUGCUUCAGUUCAUGUUCGCCUGCAUCGGGGUCCAGCUUUUCAAGGGAAAGCUCUACACCUGCUCAGAUAGUUCCAAACAGACUGAGGCGGAAUGCAAGGGUAACUACAUCACAUACAAGGACGGGGAGGUCGACCACCCCAUCAUCCAACCCCGCAGCUGGGAGAACAGCAAGUUUGACUUUGACAAUGUUCUGGCGGCCAUGAUGGCCCUCUUUACCGUCUCUACCUUUGAGGGGUGGCCGGAGCUGCUGUACCGCUCCAUCGACUCCCACACAGAAGACAAGGGCCCCAUCUACAACUACCGUGUGGAGAUCUCCAUCUUUUUCAUCAUCUACAUCAUCAUCAUUGCCUUCUUCAUGAUGAACAUCUUCGUGGGUUUCGUCAUCGUCACCUUCCAGGAGCAGGGGGAGCAGGAAUACAAGAACUGUGAGCUGGACAAGAACCAGCGACAGUGCGUGGAAUAUGCCCUCAAGGCCCGGCCCCUGCGCAGGUACAUUCCCAAGAACCAGCACCAGUACAAAGUGUGGUACGUGGUCAACUCCACCUACUUUGAAUACCUGAUGUUCGUCCUCAUCCUGCUCAACACCAUCUGCUUGGCCAUGCAGCACUACGGCCAGAGCUGCCUCUUCAAAAUUGCCAUGAACAUCCUCAACAUGCUCUUCACUGGCCUCUUCACCGUGGAGAUGAUUCUGAAGCUCAUUGCCUUCAAACCCAAGGGUUACUUUAGUGAUCCCUGGAAUGUUUUUGACUUCCUCAUCGUAAUUGGCAGCAUAAUUGACGUCAUUCUCAGUGAGACUAAUCACUAUUUCUGUGAUGCAUGGAAUACAUUUGACGCCUUGAUUGUUGUGGGUAGCAUUGUUGAUAUAGCAAUCACCGAGGUAAACCCAGCUGAACAUACCCAAUGCUCUCCCUUUAUGAACGCAGAGGAGAACUCCCGCAUCUCCAUCACCUUCUUCCGCCUCUUCCGGGUCAUGCGCCUGGUCAAGCUGCUGAGCCGCGGGGAGGGCAUUCGGACCCUGCUGUGGACCUUCAUCAAGUCCUUCCAGGCCCUGCCCUACGUGGCUCUUCUGAUAGUGAUGCUGUUCUUCAUCUACGCGGUGAUCGGGAUGCAGGUGUUUGGGAAAAUUGCCCUGAAUGACACCACAGAGAUCAACCGGAACAACAACUUCCAGACCUUCCCCCAAGCUGUGCUGCUUCUCUUCAGGUGUGCCACAGGGGAGGCAUGGCAGGAUAUCAUGCUGGCCUGCAUGCCAGGGAAGAAGUGUGCCCCCGAGUCGGAGCCCAGCAACAGCACAGAAGGCGAAACGCCCUGUGGUAGCAGCUUUGCGGUCUUCUACUUCAUCAGCUUCUACAUGCUCUGUGCCUUCCUGAUCAUCAACCUCUUUGUAGCCGUCAUCAUGGACAACUUUGACUACCUGACAAGGGAUUGGUCAAUCCUUGGUCCCCAUCAUCUGGAUGAAUUUAAAAGAAUCUGGGCAGAGUAUGAUCCUGAAGCCAAGGGUCGUAUCAAACACCUAGAUGUGGUGACCCUGCUCCGACGGAUUCAGCCCCCACUGGGUUUUGGGAAGUUGUGCCCUCACCGUGUGGCUUGCAAACGCCUGGUCUCCAUGAACAUGCCUCUGAACAGUGAUGGGACAGUCAUGUUCAAUGCCACCCUGUUUGCCCUGGUCCGGACAGCCCUGAGAAUUAAAACAGAAGGAAACCUAGAACAAGCCAAUGAGGAGCUGCGGGCCAUAAUCAAGAAGAUCUGGAAGCGGACCAGCAUGAAGCUGCUGGACCAAGUGGUGCCCCCAGCGGGUGAUGACGAGGUCACGGUUGGCAAGUUUUAUGCUACUUUCCUGAUCCAGGAAUACUUCCGGAAAUUCAAGAAGCGCAAAGAGCAGGGCCUGGUGGGCAAACCCUCCCAGAGGAACGCCCUAUCCCUGCAGGCUGGCUUGCGCACACUGCAUGACAUCGGGCCUGAGAUCCGACGGGCGAUCUCUGGAGAUCUGACGGCCGAGGAGGAGCUGGACAAGGCCAUGAAGGAGGCUGUGUCUGCUGCCUCCGAAGACGACAUCUUCAGGAGGGCCGGCGGCCUGUUCGGCAACCACGUUGGCUGCUACCAAAGCGACGGCCGGAGCGCCUUCCCCCAGACCUUCACCACCCAGCGCCCACUGCACAUCAACAAGGCGGCUAACAGCCAAGGCGACACCGGGUCGCCGUCCCACGAGAAACUGGUGGACUCCACUUUCACCCCCAGCAGCUACUCGUCCACUGGCUCCAACGCCAACAUCAACAAUGCCAACAACACUGCCCUGGGCCGCUUCCCCCGCCCCGCUGGCUACCCCAGCUCGGUCAGCACCGUGGAGGGCCGUGGGCCCCCCUUGUCUCCUGCCGUCCGGGUACAGGAGGCAGCCUGGAAGCUCAGCUCCAAGAGGUGCCACUCCCGGGAGAGCCAGAUAGCCAUGGUGUGUCAGGAGGUCUCUCAGGACGAGCCCUAUGACGUGCGGAUGAGCGAAGACACCGAGUACUGCAGCGAGCCCAGCCUGAUCUCCACAGAGAUGCUCUCCUAUCAGGACGAUGAAAAUCGGCAAUUAACACCACCUGAGGAGGACAAGAGAGGCAUCCAGCAAUCUCCAAAGAGGGGUUUCCUCCGCUCUGCCUCACUAGGUCGAAGGGCCUCCUUCCACCUGGAAUGUCUGAAGCGACAGAAGAAUCAAGGGGGAGACGUCUCUCAGAAGACAGUCCUGCCCUUGCAUCUGGUUCAUCAUCAGGCAUUGGCAGUGGCGGGCCUGAGCCCCCUCCUGCAGAGAAGCCAUUCCCCCAGCACGUUCCCCAGGCCGUGCGCCACCCCCCCAGCCACACCGGGCAGCCGAGGCUGGCCCCCACAGCCGAUCCCCACCCUGCGGCUGGAGAGGGCCGAGUCCAGCGAGAAACUCAACAGCAGCUUCCCAUCCAUCCACUGCAGCUCCUGGUCCGGGGAGCCCACGCCCUGCGCUGGGGGCAGCAGCGCCAUCCGGAGAGCCCGGCCGGUGUCCCUCACUGUGCCCAGCCAGGCUGGGGCCCGGGGCAGGCAGUUCCACGGCAGUGCCAGCAGCCUGGUGGAAGCGGUCUUGAUUUCAGAAGGACUGGGGCAGUUUGCUCAAGAUCCCAAGUUUAUCGAGGUCACAACCCAGGAGCUGGCUGAUGCCUGUGACAUGACCAUAGAGGAGAUGGAGAACGCCGCCGACAACAUCCUCAGUGGGGGCGCCCAGCAGAGCCCCAACGGCACCCUACUACCUUUUGUUAACUGCAGGGACCCGGGGCAGGACAGAGUGGGGGGCCAAGAGGGCGAGAGCUGCGCCGCGGCUCGGGCGUGUCGGAGGAGCGAGGAGGAGCACCAGGACAGCAGAGCCCACGCCGGCAGCCUGUAGGCGCUAGGGCUGGGGAGACGCUGGGUUUUUUAUUUGUUUCAAUGUUCCUAAUGGGUUCGUUUCAGAAGUGCCUCACUGUUCUCGUGACCUGGAGUUAACCGGAACAGCGUCUUCAUUCAUUUCGUUGGGACAAGACGCAGAGUUGGGUGGUGUGCAGAGUCCGUUUUCCGGGGGGAAGGAAGGCAGCAACCCCAGUUUGUGUUGUGUCCACAGAAGUAGAGUGGUGAGGAGGAGUGGAAGAAUCAGCGAGGGAGAGCAAGAGAAGAGACGCCUGCCCUCACCUCCGGGCAUGAAAGAGAACCUCAGCUUCCUGCGGUAGCCCUCACCAAAAGGACCCCAUGUCAAACGGGUGUCUUUCAACUUUGCUUGUAAAAAAAAAAAAAA